Molecule: messenger RNA, 282 nt
Organism: Ceraceosorus bombacis
Lineage: Eukaryota; Fungi; Basidiomycota; Exobasidiomycetes; Ceraceosorales; Ceraceosoraceae
Source: the annotation of a GenBank genome assembly
AUGCCGCUCAAUUAUGCCAAGUGGGACGCUUUGGAGCUUUCGGACGAUAGCGAUGUAGAGGUUCAUCCCAAUGUGGACAAAAAGUCUUUCAUCAAGUGGAAGCAGAGGGAUAUUCACGAGAAGCGGGCUCAAGCCAAAGCUGAUAUGGAAGGCUUGCAAAAGGAACUGGAACUGAAUGCGAAUCUGGAUGGUCAGCUUAGCAAAGUGAGCGUGGCGUGGCCAUGGUUCUGGACUAUGAGCACUGGUAGCAUUCUUCGCUCUGCGUUGCAGGGAACUAGCUGA